UCCGUUCCAUGACGCCGAUACGCUGAACGAAAUUUGUGUGUGCGAUGUUGUGUUUAUAUUAAGUUGUUUAAAAUUUAUUGUUUUAAAUAAACAAUCUGUAUUAUAAUUUUCGGUAAUCGUUGUGUAACAAUUGAUAUGGCGCAAGCCGAGGAUACUGAACUCAGGGACUUAGUCAUAGAAGCUCUAGAAAAAAAUGGUUCUUUGGCAAAGAUUCGAGCUUUACUCCGCGCCAAUAUAUUUCUUGCCUUUGAAGAUGAAUGUGAAAAUAAGAAACAAAACGAGAGUUUAGACAAUAUUCUCAAUUUACCGGAAGGUGCAUUAUGUUGUUCCAUUGUUCAUGAAUUUUUGGAAUUUUGUAACCUCAAAAAUACGUUGUUUGUUUACAAAUCUGAGAGCAGACAAGGGAGAGCCUAUAAAUACGAAGGUCAGAAAACUUUGACAGAAAAAAUCAAUUUGGGCAAAGGUGAUUGUAACCAAGAGCCUGUUCUUGUGUCUUUAAUAAAGAUUGCUUUGCAAAUGGGUCAAUUGAAAUAUCAAAAUAACACCAUUAAAACCUCUGAAAAGAAAUAUGACAAUUCAUACAAAGAUGAACAAAACUGUACAUAUAUAGUACAUGAAGAUUCUUCUAGUGCAACAUGUAAUUCACAGUCUGACAACUCUUCAGAUGAAAAAAAUCAAUUGCAUUUGCGGUUACAAUUGGAUAAUUCUGAUACAGAUACAUCAAGUGACUCGGCCAGAGAUAAAACUACUUCCGAAUACAUACCUAGUCAGCAUGUUAUUGUGCCUGAAACUGUUAAAGAGAAUUCAGAAAAUACUAAAAAUAAUAUGCCACAGAAUACAUUUUUACUUGGUAAGCAACAUGCAAAUCUUUCAUCAUUUUAUAUAACUGAUUUAAAAUUUGGUAACAACAGUAGCAGUGAUUCAACAUCAUAUGUGGAGUUAAAACCAUUCACUCCCUUUGAUGAAAAACUAUUGAAUACUACAGGUGUACCAAUUGUAGAGAAUAUCGAACAUAAAUUUACACAUUCUUUGAAAGCUGUGCCAACUCCAAUGGAAAUAAUUAAAAAAUCAGAAGAUAACGUCACCCCUGACUCUAUGCCAUCCGGUACUAUGUCCUCUACAUCUUUAAAAAAUGAAAGUCCAAAGUCGUCAAAAUUGAAUGAAAACAAAUUAAUUGAAGAAUCUGUAAAAUCUGAUGCGGAAUACAGUUAUGAUUUCUCAUCAUCAACUACGCCUAAAAAGAAUGUUGAAGAGUUAUUAAAAUCGCCAGAGUCAGUACAAGGAGAGUUUUGCCAAAAUAGCAAUAAAAUUAAGAAUGAUAAACCAAUUAACUCUGGAAGCUCACAUAGUUCUGUUUCAAUAUCUGAUGUGACCGAUUUGUUAAGUGACAAAAGUUAUUCUCAUGGACAUGUAACAAAUGAUGCAGACACAUCACAUAAUAAGAAAUCUAAAAUUAAUAGUGAAAAGAAGUCUUCACGGACUGACGAUGAUUCUGGUGAUUUUUCAGAAUCACCAAUUCCAUCUCUUUCCAAUUUAAGCCUUGACAUUCAUAGUGAUUGAUGCAUAAGUACAUGUAUGCACUUUUUUAUCCCAUGUGGAUAGAGCCUAGUGAUGGGUAAAUUUGUAAUUUAUACAUGUUAUUGUAUAAGUUACUAUGUUCCUUGUAACAUUGCCAGAUAGUAAUUUAUUGACUUAGUUUGUAGUAUUGAUGAUAAUGUUAUUAUACUUACACACUUGAUGUUCGAUUUUUUUUUAAUGUUUGUGAGUUCCAUAGAAUAAUUACUAAGUUAUAUUUAAGUUUCCUGACAAGGAUACUUAAGUACAUUUAAUUUAUUUACCACUAAAUUGUCUAAACGGUUUUAUCAUAAUAUAUGGAAUAAAUUUUUGUUCAAAAGAUUCCCAUGAUAAUAAAUAAUUAGUAUAUAUUAAUUAUGCAUUCUGAUACUAUUGCUACAAUAUUCAUUUUAAAGUGUGUAUUAUUAUUAUUAUAACUCUUUAAUGUUACAAUUAAAUAUUUUAACGUUACGCUACAUACAAAAAAAAUGUCAACAAGUAACACAGGUUACCCUGGAACGGUCACGGAAACUGGCGGGCGGCAGCCGCAGGCCGGCGCACGCGAAGUCGGGGUGCGACAAGUACGAGGGGUACGCGAGGUGCACAGGGAUGUAUUGAUAUCCAGGGUCGGAGCCUGCACGCUAUAAUACUUUAAUAUUACCUCAAAUUUCAGUUGCAGUGUAAACUACCCAUUGUGGCCAUUUUCAAUUUCACGUUUUGAGUCAUUAAUUUUUUUAUGGUAUUAUCUUUCUUGACGAAAUUUAAAUUAUAGCAGUAUAGAACUUAGUUCUAAAAUGCCUCUUAUCUUUUUGAUUUACACCAAAAUAAGCUGUUUGAAAAAAUCAUGAUGAAAAAUAAGAUUUCCCAAAAAUACUCCGAAAGAUUGUAUUUAAUUAUGUUACAUGUAAACUUGGUAGGCCUCAAUGUCCCCAUUUAUUUUUAUUGUAAAUUAGACUGGUGUUCAUUUAUUGAACUAUGCUGUGGGAGCAGCUGAGGCUGAACUUUGAGUGUGCUUUUAAUUUUACUAAUAUCAUUACCUCAUGGCUAAUUAAACCCAGUAUUGGGUAUAUUUUUGGACAUAACAAAGUAAUAUGUCAUAUUAUGUAUGUAAUCAUGUCCUAUAACAUUACUGUCAGAAGAGUGGUAUAAGUAUUGUAACUUGUAAUAUAAAAGUAAUUUUUAUAUAUGUAACGCUGUUGUAAUAUGUGGAAAAUAAGUUUACUGAAACUUUUCUGUAAAUGGUUGUGCCUUAUUUAAUGGAAGUGCAAAAUUAAACAGUAACAAAAGGUUCCUUUUUAAACUUCAAUGAAUAUUGUAAUAGGUAAAUUAAUCUAGUCCUAAAUAGAUUUAUUGAUGGUUCCGUCCAAACUGCUCCAUUGCCCUAACUCUCACAUGAUGUCCCAUGUAAUUCAGUGACUAUGCCUCAAUAUUUUAUUAUUAUGUACUCAAUAAAUGAUAAUCUCAUGUGUUA
Messenger RNA from Plodia interpunctella (Indianmeal moth), 3025 nucleotides. Its product is annotated as centrosomal protein 43-like. Gene Ontology annotation, cellular component: centrosome. The record is from RefSeq and is a predicted model, not a curated record. Bases 136 to 1560 code for a protein of 474 amino acids. The transcript has a single exon. Lineage: Eukaryota; Metazoa; Arthropoda; Insecta; Lepidoptera; Pyralidae.